Molecule: messenger RNA, 2263 nt
Organism: Anopheles nili
Lineage: Eukaryota; Metazoa; Arthropoda; Insecta; Diptera; Culicidae
Gene: mtm
Product: myotubularin-related protein 2
Exons: 5
Coding region: 221-2017 (598 amino acids)
Biological process (GO): dephosphorylation
Molecular function (GO): phosphatidylinositol-3,5-bisphosphate 3-phosphatase activity
Source: RefSeq, a predicted model, not a curated record
UCCAAUUAGUGGGACGUGAACUGUGUGUGGCAUCAGCGAUAGUGGCAGUGGGUGUGACCGUCAAAUAAAGUAGCCGAAAAAAAUCCUGCCCCGCUUGCUGCAGUUCGAUUCGUCUAACCUGCUCGGAUCGCAACGGUGGCGAACGUUUGUAAACAUCUCAAAUAAACGCAACGACCAAACACACUGCCACUCACGUACGGACGCACGUGCGAGAAGCGCCAUGGAACACCACGGGACGGAUUUUCACCGUAGCUCAAAUUCGCUCGAUUCCGACUCGAAGUCCAGUUCGCUCAACUCCAAGCAUGGGAUGGACACGAUCGUGGCAAAUGAGAACGGGUUCACGUACCUGUCCGGGGAGAACAUGCAGGACCGCAAGAGCGACGUGUCGUACAUAUGCCCGUACAGCGGACCAGCGAUCGGUACGCUGACCAUCACGAACUACCGGCUGCACUUUCGAUCGCAGCCUGCCUCCGAUAAGGAUCCCGCCGUCGUUGUCGACUGUCCGCUUGGGGCGGUGAGCCGCAUCGAAAAGGUCGGCGGUGCCAGCUCGCGGGGUGAAAAUUCCUACGGUAUCGACAUAUUCUGCAAGGACAUGCGCAACUUGCGGUUCGCACACAAGCAGGAGAACCAUUCCCGGCGGACCGUGUUCGAAAAGCUGCAGCUAUACGCGUUUCCGCGCGCGAACGAUGGUCCGCUGUUCGCGUUCAACUACCGGGAAAAGUUCCCCGAGGACGGCUGGACGGUAUACGAACCGGUGGCCGAGUUGCGUCGGAUGGGCGUAAACAGCGCGAACAACGAUACCUGGCGCAUAACACGGCUAAACGAGGGGUACGAGAUCUGCGACAGCUACCCAUCGGUGUGGGCCGUACCGAAAACGGCCAAAGACGACCUGCUAAAGCAGGUGGCCGCGUUCCGAUCGCGCAACCGGCUACCGGUGCUGUGCUGGAUUCACCCAAAGUCGCUCGCGACCAUCACGCGUUGUUCCCAGCCGCUGGUCGGUGUCGGUGGCAAGCGCAGCGAGGCGGACGAAACGUACAUCAAUCUCAUCAUGGAGGCGAACGCGCAGUCGGACAAGCUGUCGAUCAUAGAUGCGCGCCCAAGCGCUAAUGCAAUUGCAAACAAAGCGAAGGGCGGCGGGUACGAGUCGGAGGAUGCGUACAAGAACGUAGAACUGAUGUUCCUGGACAUCCACAACAUACACGUGAUGCGGGAGAGCCUGCGCAAGCUGAAAGAGAUUUGCUUUCCGGCCAACGACGACCACAAAUGGUUGUCGGCGGUCGAGAGUACGCUUUGGUUGAAGCACAUCAAGUGCAUACUGGGCGGUGCCGUGCGUAUCGUCGACAGGAUCGAAAACAUGCGCAUGUCGGUGGUGGUGCACUGUUCCGACGGAUGGGACCGUACGUCCCAGUUGACGGCACUCUCGAUGCUGCUGCUUGACCCAUACUACCGCACGCUCAAAGGAUUCCAGGUGCUGAUCGAGAAGGAAUGGCUCAGCUUUGGCCAUAAGUUCGAACAGCGUAUUGGCCACGGUGAUAAUCACCAUUCGGAUGCGGACCGAUCGCCGGUCUUCCUGCAGUUCAUUGACUGCGUGUGGCAGAUAUCGAAGCAGUUCCCGCACGCGCUUGAAUUUAAUGAGUAUUUCCUCAUCACAAUCCUGGAUCAUCUUUACUCCUGCCGGUUCGGAACGUUCCUGUACAACACCGAGCGUGAGCGCUUCGCCAACGAUCUCAAAAAUCGAACCGUCUCGCUGUGGUCGUUCAUCAACUCAUCGCACGAGGAGUACCGCAACUCGUUGUACGGCGGGCUCAGCAACUACUUCACUUCGAUGCCGGUGCAGACGGUGUUGCGGCCGGUUGUCAGCAUGCGGCACAUCCGCCUCUGGAAGGGUCUGUACUGUCGGUGGAAUCCGAGCAUGCGGCAGCAGGACCCGAUCUACCAGCGUACGCGCGAACUGCUGGCACUGCAGGCUGAGCUGAUAAAGCAGCUCGAAGAUUGUCGAACGGAGCGGGUCAACUAAGCAUCCUGUUUUCGACAGUAGGACGGUUUUGUUUUGUUGGCGCAACUCAUCUUCCCCUCAGCCACGGCUGAAUGGUAACUGAAUUAGGUGUAGCAUUUCGGCGAUCAAACAAGCGGUAUUUAUGUUGUUAACAGGCCAAACAAAAUCGUUAAGUUGAUGCAAAAUUAUAGUAAACGUAAGCCCCACUGUAUUUGGUUUCUGCGUACGCUAUGUGCGAAAACACUGUAUAAUUAUUAAAGUAACUAA